AAGAGAGCCCACAAAAUUUCGGGCAAUCGUAACUCCGAGCACGUGAACAUGAUGCUCGACUCACCUAGCGAACAUUGAACCUUUCGCAGUUGCAAGCCGUGAAGCCGCUGACAUCCCCAUCAACCCAUUGAAGAAUCGUUCACCGCAAACGCCAUGUCAUCCCAGCCCUACGCCGCCGAGCUCAGCCUCGCCCUCAGCGCCGUCCACAACGCCUCGAUCCUCACAAAAUCGGUGCUACGCUCGCUCAAGAACCAUGUCUCCGCCGAGACCAAGGCCGACGACUCGCCCGUGACAAUUGCCGAUUUCGCGGCUCAAGCUCUUCUCAUCAGCGCAAUCCACGCCGUCUACCCGAACGAUCAAUUCCUCGGUGAGGAGAGCGCAGACGCACUGCGCUCCAAUACCGCGCUAGCAGAUCGCGUGUGGGAUUUGGUACUACGCGCAAAAGCGCUGCAUGCGUCACGGUCCGAAAGUGGCGACUCGCAGAAGAAAAGUGCAGAGUCCGGCGCACAGACGCUUGUGUUUCCGGCGAGCAAAGAAGACAUGUUUGAGCUCAUUGAUCGUGGCGGCAAAGGCGAGCAGACAAGCCGCGGCAGAGUGUGGAUCAUGGAUCCUGUGGAUGGCACGGCGACCUUCAUGCAGGGGCAGCAAUAUGCCGUGUGUCUAUGCUUGCUGGUGGAUGGAAAGCAAGCAGUCGGUGUUAUUGGAUGUCCCAACCUGGCAUUUGAUGUUGAGGGACCGCUGGGACAGAGCAGGGUGCAUGAAGACCUUGUUGAUGAGACGGGCUAUGGAGUCGUGCUGUUUGCAGUGAAGGGUCAGGGUACAUAUGUCAGAGGUAUGACGGAGAAUGGGUGGGGAGUUGCGCGCAAAGUUGAUCUGAGCACAAUGCCUGAGAAGAAGCUUGAGGAUCUCAACUUCGUAGAGAGCACACUUGGAAAGACGAGCCUCUCGCAGAAAGAGCAUAAGGCUGUGUGCGAGCAGCUUGGUGCGCAGUGGCCAGGAACCGUCAUCUGGGCGCAGCAAAUCAAACACGUCGCGCUGGCACUUGGAUCUACAGACGUAAUGGUCCGAAUUCCCAAGACGGUCGACAGAUUUACUUGUGUAUGGGACCAUGCCGGUGGCCAUAUUCUCUUCACCGAAGCCGGUGGAAUGAUCAAAGACUUCAAUGGUGGAGACAUUGACUACGCACAGGGUCGACACAUCGCAGGUGAGCGCAAUUAUGGCAUGGUGGCAGCACUACCUUCCGUGUUCGAGAAGGUGGAGCGGGCCGUAAAAGACGUCCUCGCUCGGAGAGAGCAGUGAUGCGGAAUGGAAUGCACGUCGGAAGAAUUUCCACGCGGUACGAGGCCAAAGCUUGCCGAAUUGCAAGUUGUGUGACGACGGGAGCUCGGUUUCACAGAGCCUCACCGGAUCAUCAGGCCACCAUCGCCAUUUAAUCAGCGCCGCAAGUCCCACAGAAAUGACAGAAUGUGGGGUAUAUCUGAAAUGGACACUUGCAUGGGUCCCGGCUGCGCUACGCGGUCUAUCUCAGGGGGACAAUGGAAAUAGGAGACACAAAUAUGCACAAGCAUGCACUGACUACGUGUCUGAACCUAUGCCCGAUGUGCAGUUCGAGCUACGUGGAUACUGCGCUUAGCUAUGAACAGUCCGCUUUGCAGCCUCCGUGACACAGUAUGCAAGACUUGACACGCCCAUGUUCGUUGAUUUGCAAGG
Boeremia exigua is the source of this 1710-nucleotide messenger RNA. RefSeq lists its product as uncharacterized. Gene Ontology annotation, biological process: sulfate assimilation. NCBI's taxonomy places the organism in Eukaryota, Fungi, Ascomycota, Dothideomycetes, Pleosporales, Didymellaceae. Gene Ontology annotation, molecular function: 3'(2'),5'-bisphosphate nucleotidase activity. Bases 154 to 1299 code for a protein of 381 amino acids. The record is from RefSeq and is a predicted model, not a curated record. The transcript has a single exon.